Molecule: messenger RNA, 23980 nt
Organism: Xyrauchen texanus (razorback sucker)
Lineage: Eukaryota; Metazoa; Chordata; Actinopteri; Cypriniformes; Catostomidae
Product: ryanodine receptor 1-like
Exons: 108
Coding region: 170-15448 (5092 amino acids)
Biological process (GO): calcium ion transmembrane transport; intracellular calcium ion homeostasis
Cellular component (GO): Z disc; smooth endoplasmic reticulum; sarcoplasmic reticulum membrane
Molecular function (GO): protein binding; ryanodine-sensitive calcium-release channel activity
Source: RefSeq, a predicted model, not a curated record
GACUCAUGCUGUCCUCCAGCACACACAGACACUGAGAGAGAGAGAGAAAGAAAGAGAGACACACACACACACACACACACACACACGCUCACACUGAUAUACACUGAAGACAAAACGGAAAGGAUUGUCUGAUUUCUCCUGAGGAGCUGCAAAUAACCCUCGGAGAAGGAUGGCAGAGGGAGAGGGGGGAGAUGAGGAGAUACAGUUCCUACGAACGGAAGACCAAGUUGUGCUCCAGUGCAGUGCGACUGUUCUGAAGGAGCAGAUCAAACUAUGCCUUUCCUGUGAAGGGUUCGGGAACCGUCUGUGCUUUCUUGAGACUACGUCAAACGCACAGAAUGUGCCCCCUGAUCUGGCAAUCUGUGCCUUUAUACUGGAGCAGUCGCUCUCCGUACGAGCCCUGCAAGAGAUGCUGGCAAACACCGUGGAGAUGAUGGAGGCAGUCGAUUUGGAUAAAUGGUCAUCUCAGGGAGGGGGUCACCGAACGCUGCUCUAUGGUCAUGCCAUCCUCCUGAGACACUACCACUCUGGCAUGUAUCUGAGCUGCUUGACAUCAUCCCGGUCACUUACAGACAAACUGGCUUUUGAUGUGGGCCUGCAGGAGGAUUCAACAGGGGAAGCAUGCUGGUGGACCAUCCAUCCUGCAUCCAAGCAGAGGUCAGAGGGUGAGAAGGUCAGAGUAGGAGAUGACCUGAUCCUUGUUAGCGUGUCAUCAGAGAGAUACCUGCAUCUAUCCUAUGCUAGUGGGGAUCUGAUGGUAGAUGCAUCCUUCAUGCAGACUUUAUGGAACAUGAAUCCGGUCUGCUCAGGCUGUGAGCUGGCAGAGGGGUACGUAACCGGAGGUCAAGUCUUAAGACUGUUCCAUGGUCACAUGGACGAAUGUCUGGCUAUCUCAACACCUGAUCAGGGAGAGGAACAGCGCAAGAUUGCACAGUAUGAAGGAGGCGCUGUAUGUAAUCAGGCCCGUUCAUUGUGGAGACUUGAGCCUCUGAGAAUUGGUUGGAGCGGUAGCCACAUGAAGUGGGGCCAGGCCUUCCGCGUACGUCACAUCACAACGGGUAGAUACCUGUGUCUGGAUGAGGAAAAGGGACUGAUGGUUCUUGAUCCAGAGAAAGCCAACACCAAGCUGUCUGCUUUCUGUUUCCGUGCAUCAAAGGAGAAGGUGGAGGGGGCUCAAAAGAAGCGAGAUGUGGAAGGAAUGGGUGUUCCUGAGAUCAAGUAUGGCGAGUCCAUGUGCUUUGUGCAGCAUCUCUCCACAGGGCUGUGGCUCACAUAUGCUGCUCUAGAUGCCAAAGCAGCUCGCCUGGGAACCAUGAAGAGAAGGGCCAUUUUGCAUCAAGAGGGCCAUAUGGAUGACGCACUGACUAUGUCUCGCUCCCAGACAGAAGAAUCUCAGGCUGCUCGUAUGAUCUACAGCACCACUGGCCUUUUUGCACUGUUCAUCAAAGGCCUUGACUCUCUGAGUGGGAAGAACAAAUCCCCCAGUCCAGUGUCCCUGCCACUGGAUGCAGUAAUUCUGUCCUUGCAGGAUCUGAUCCACUAUUUCCAACCUCCAGAGGAGGAGCUGGAACACGAAGAGAAGCAGACCAAGCUGCGCUCUCUACGUAACCGGCAGAACCUCUUCCAAGAAGAGGGGAUGAUCACUGUCGUACUGGAGUGUGUGGAUCGUCUGAAUGUCUACAACACUGCUGCACACUUCUCUGAAUUUGCCGGGGAGGAAGCAGCAGAGUCUUGGAAAGAGAUUGUCAACCUGCUCUAUGAACUGCUUGCAUCUCUGAUCAGAGGAAACCGUGCAAACUGUGCUCUGUUCUGCGAUAAUCUGGACUGGUUGGUCAGUAAACUGGAUCGUCUAGAAGCGUCUUCAGGCAUUCUAGAGGUGCUGUACUGUGUUUUGAUUGAAAGUCCUGAAGUCUUGAACAUCAUCCAGGAGAACCACAUCAAGUCUAUAAUUUCUCUCUUGGACAAACACGGUCGCAACCAUAAGGUUUUAGAUGUGCUUCGCUCUCUGUGUGUGUGUAAUGGUGUAGCUGUGAGGUCCAAUCAAAACCUCAUCACAGAAAAUUUGCUUCCGGGUCGUGACCUUCUGCUACAGACUAACAUCAUUAACUACGUAUCAAGUGUGAGGCCCAAUGUCUACAUGGGCACAUGUGAAGGUUCCACACAGUACAAAAAGUGGUACUUUGAGGUGAUGGUGGACUAUGUGGAGGCAUAUGUGACGGCACAGGUUACACAUCUGCGUGUGGGCUGGGCAAUGAAUGAAGGCUACAGUCCUUACCCAGGAGGAGGAGAGGGUUGGGGUGGCAAUGGUGUGGGUGAUGACCUCUACUCUUACGGUUUUGAUGGCCUUCACUUGUGGUCAGGCCAUGUAUCGCGUCAGGUCGCUUCACCCAACCAGCACAUCCUGGCAGCAGAAGAUGUUGUGAGCUGCUGUCUAGAUCUGAGUGUGCCCAGUAUCUCCUUCCGUAUCAAUGGUCAUCCAGUCCAGGGGAUGUUUGAGAACUUCAAUCUUGACGGCCUUUUCUUCCCUGUUAUUAGCUUCUCUGCUGGAGUAAAAGCUCGCUUUCUUUUGGGUGGUCGUCACGGUGAUUUUAAGUUCCUACCCCCUCCCGGCUAUGCUCCGUGUCAUGAAGCUCUUCUCCCCAAAGACAGGAUGCACAUUGAGCCCAUUAAGGAGUAUAAACACGACUUUGAUUGUGUCAGAAACCUGCUGGGUCCCACACAGUCCCUCACGCACACCUCAUUUACUCCCUGCCCUGUUGACACUGCCCAGAUUGUGCUACCUCCUCAUUUGGAGCGCAUCAGAGAGAAGCUUGCAGAAAACAUCCAUGAACUUUGGGCCGUGACCCGUAUUGAGCAGGGUUGGACCUAUGGAGUGUUUAGGGAUGAUAAUAAGAAACUGCACCCAUGCCUGGUGGACUUUCAGAGUCUUCCAGAACCUGAGAGGAACUAUAACCUUCAGAUGUCUGGAGAGACCUUGAAAACCCUAUUAGCUCUUGGCUGCCAUGUAGGCAUGGGAGAUGAAAAAGCAGAAGAGAAUCUGAGGAAGAUCAAACUACCCAAAACAUAUGUGAUGAGCAGCGGGUAUAAGCCUGCUCCCCUGGAUCUCAGUCAUGUCAAACUGACGCCUAAUCAGAAUCAGCUGGUGGAGAAGCUGGCCGAAAAUGGGCACAAUGUGUGGGCACGAGACAGAGUGAGACAGGGUUGGACCUACAGCAUUGUGCAGGACAUCAUGAAUAAGCGAAAUCCUCGUCUGGUGCCAUACAUCCUGCUGGAUGAGAGAACCAAAAAGACCAACAGAGACAGUGUGAACAAUGCAGUACGCACUCUGAUUGGUUAUGGAUACAACAUUGAGCCCCCAGAUCAGGAGAGCAGUGGGCAUGGUGUUGACGAUGCACGUGGAGAUAAAGUGCGUAUCUUCAGGGCAGAGAAGCAGUAUGCCGUUACCUCAGGAAAGUGGUACUUUGAGUUUGAGGCUGUAACCACAGGAGAGAUGAGAGUAGGCUGGUCCCGACCAAACGUCCGCGCUGAUGUUGAGCUUGGUUCUGAUGAGCUGGCCUAUGUCUUCAAUGGAAACAGGGCUCAGCGAUGGCACAUUGGUAAUGAGCCAUUUGGGCGUCAAUGGAUGUCUGGUGAUGUGGUGGGCUGCAUGAUAGACCUCACUGAAAUGAACAUCAUGUUCACUCUUAACGGAGAGAUGCUGAUCAGCGAUUCUGGCUCUGAAAUGGCCUUCAAAGACAUUGAGAUUGGAGACGGUUUUAUUCCAGUCUGCACAUUGGGUCUGUCUCAGGUGGGUCGUAUAAACCUGGGUCAGAAUGUUAGCAGUCUACGCUACUUUGCCAUCUGUGGGCUUCAAGAAGGCUUUGAGCCAUUCGCCAUCAACAUGAAGAGAGACAUCACCAUGUGGUUCAGUAAGAGCCUGCCUCAGUUUGUUCCAGUGCCUACUGACCACAACCACAUUGAGGUGUCUCGUGUGGAUGGAACUGUGGACAGUGCCCCCUGUCUGAAAAUAAUGCACAAGACAUUUGGAUCCCAAAACGCUAACACAGACAUGCUGUUCUUCAGACUGAGCAUGCCUGUGGAGUUUGACCUGACCUUCAAGGUGCCUGCAGGUACCACUCCUCUUACACGUUCCCUCACCAUCCCAGAGGACGAGGUGCUGGAGGUAGACCCUGACUCUGAGUUUGAGGUGCUGAAAAAGUCAGCCAGUCGCAAAGAGCAGGAGGAGAAGGAAAAGGAGCCAUCAGUGCCCAAAGAUGUACAGAUUAUAAAAGAAAAUGACAAAGACACUGCAUCGGAGAAAGGAAAGAAGAAAGGUUUCCUGUUUAAGGCUAAAAAGGCGGCCAUGAUCACCACUCCCCCUCCAGCUCCUCUUAUGCCCCGUUUGUUUGAAGAUGUGGUGCCCGAUGACCGUGACGACCCAGAGAUCAUCCUCAAUACAACCACAUACUAUUACUCAGUGCGUAUCUUUGCCGGGCAAGAGCCUAGUGGGGUGUGGGUGGGCUGGGUCACCCCAGACUUCCACAUGUAUGACCUCAACUUUGACCUGUCUAAGGUCCGUACUGUCACUAUGACAGUUGGAGACGACAAGGGCAAUGUACACGACAGUAUAAGGAGGAGUAACUGUUACAUGGUGUGGGGAGGAGAGUUUGGCAACUCCCAACAGAAGUUCAGCCAGGAGGAUCUAGUGAUUGGUUGCUUGAUUGAUCUGGCAACAGGUCUCAUGACUUUCACUGCCAACGGGAAGGAGAUCAACCGUUUCUAUCAGGUGGAGCCCAACACAAAACUGUUCCCAGCUGUGUUCACACUGCCGGGCAGCCAGAACAUGCUACAACUGGAGUUGGGAAAACUCAAGAAUAUCAUGCCUCUUUCAGCGGCCAUGUUCCGUAGUGAGCGUACGAACCCGGUGCCUCAGUGUCCACCUCGGCUGGACGUAGAGAUGCUGACCCCAGUGAUCUGGAGCAGGAUGCCAAACCAUUUCCUGAAACCAGAAGUAGGACGGGCCAGCGAAAAGCAUGGCUGGAUGGUGGAAUGUACGGAGCCUCUCACCAUGAUGGCUUUGCAUAUACCUGAAGAGAACAGGUGUAUUGAUAUCCUGGAACUUUCUGAGCAGCAUGAUCUACUGAAAUUUCACUAUCACACUCUGAUGCUUUACUGUGCCGUAUGUGCAUUGGGCAACAAUCGUGUGGCCCAUGCUCUUUGCAGUCAUGUGGACGAAUCACAACUCUUCUAUGCUAUCGAAAACACCUACCUGCCUGGCCCUCUCCGCAGCGGCUACUACGACCUUCUCAUCAGUAUCCACCUAGAGUCAGCCAAACGCAGCCGCUUAGGAACUAACCGGGAGUUCAUCAUUCCCAUGUCGGAAGAGACCCUCAGUAUUACACUUUUCCCGGAUGCAGAGGCAGCUCAUGACCUGCCUGGAGUGGGCCUCACUACCUGCCUCAGACCCAAGCUACACUUCUCCCCCAUCAACUUUGUGGGCACUGACCCAGACCUGUACACCCUCAGCCCCAUUAUCCCACUGCUGGAGCUGAAGACCCAGGCUCUGAGCAUGCUGACCGAAGCUGUGUUUGACGGCAGUCAUGCUAUGCGCGAUCCUGUAGGGGGCAGCGUUGAGUUCCACUUUGUUCCAAUCCUUAAACUAAUCAGCACCCUCCUCAUAAUGGGCAUUUUCAAUGAUGAGGAUGUCAAGCAUAUCCUCAAGAUGAUCGAACCCAGUGUGUUUGGAGCAAAAGAGGAGGCAGGAGAGAAAGGGGAACCAGGAGAGGCAGCUGCACCCAAGGAGGAGGGAGAGGAGUUAAAAGAGAAAGAAGAGUUGGCUAAAGUAGAGGAGGUGGUGGAUGAAGGAGUAGGGGAGGAGGAGGAGGAGGAGGAGGAAGAGCUGAAAGCCCUGAAGAAGGAGGAAGAGGAAGGCAAAGAGUUCAAGAAGGCGGUGGAGGAGGAGGAGGAAGGAGAGAAGGUUGAUGGGGAAAAAGCAGAGGAAGAGGAAGCAGCAGAAUUCCAAGAGGAGGCCAAAGAGGAGGAAGAGGAAGCACCGGAGGAGGGGCUACUCCAAAUGAAGCUUCCAGAGUCUGUAAAACUGCAGAUGUGUACACUUCUGCAGUAUUUCUGUGACUGUGAGCUCAGACACAGAGUGGAGGCUAUUUUGGCAUUCUCCAAUAACUUCAUACAGCAGAUCCAAACAAACCAGCGUGAACGAUACAGUACGCUAAUGAGAGCAUUUACAAUGUCCGCUGCAGAAACUGCUCGCAGGACCCGAGAGUUCCGCUCCCCUCCGCAGGAACAGAUUUUCCUGUUGACUAACUUCAAGCACAGCCCAGAGGAGGAGGACUGCCCAGUGCCUGAGGAAGUGAGAGAAACCCUUCAGAAUUUCCAUAUUGACCUCAUGAAUCACUGCGGUGUCCUUGUUGAAGAAGAAGAGGAGGAGGAAGAGGUGGACACGUCUCUCAGAGGAAGACUGCUCAGUUUGGUGGAGAAGGUUAAGAGCCUCAGGAAGAAAAAGGAGGAAGAGGAGCCAGAACCAGAAGAAGAACCCAAACCUAGCACAUUACAAGAGCUUAUUUCCCACACAAUGAUUCACUGGGCUCAGGAAUCCUUCAUUCAGAACCCUGAGCUGGUGCGGCUGAUGUUCAGUCUUCUCCAUCGGCAAUAUGAUGCUCUGGGAGAGUUGAUCAGAGCAUUGCCUAAGGCCUAUGCCAUCAACGCUGUGUCCAUACAGGACACCAUGGACCUGCUGGAGUGCCUGGGGCAAAUCCGCUCCCUGCUCAUUGUCCAGAUGGGCCCAGAAGAGGAGAGGCUUAUGAUCCAGAGCAUUAGUAACCUCAUGAACAACAAAGUGUUUUACCAGCACCCUAAUCUUAUGCGAGCCCUGGGCAUGCAUGAGACAGUCAUGGAGGUCAUGGUAAACGUGCUGGGAGGUGGAGACUCUAAGGAAAUUAGAUUCCCACAGAUGGUGACCAAUUGCUGUCGCUUCCUGUGCUACUUCUGUAGGAUCAGCCGUCAGAACCAGCGAUCCAUGUUUGACCAUCUCUCAUACCUGCUGCAGAACAGUGGCAUUGGACUGGGAAUGCGUGGAUCCACGCCUCUUGAUGUUGCUGCUGCAUCCUGCAUUGACAACAAUGAGCUGGCCCUGGCUCUUCAAGAACAAGACCUUGAGAUGGUGGUGACGUACCUGGCUGGCUGCGGCCUGCGGAUGUGUCCCAUGCUCCUGUCUAAAGGCUACCCUGACAUAGGGUGGAAUCCAUGUGGUGGAGAGAGAUACUUGGACUUUCUGCGCUUUGCUGUGUUUGUCAAUGGUGAGAGCGUAGAAGAGAACGCCAAUGUAGUUGUUCGUCUGUUAAUUCGUCGGCCUGAGUGCUUCGGCCCCGCCCUGAGAGGAGAGGGUGGUGCAGGUCUGUUAGCUGCCAUUGAGGAGGCUAUUAAGAUCUCUGAAGACCCUGCCAGAGAUGGACCCACUCCUAAAAAGGACAGACGUUUCAUGUUUGGAGGGGAGGAGCAACAUGAGGACAACAGAGUGCAUCUUGGGAAUGCCAUUAUGUCAUUUUACUCAGCCCUUAUUGACUUGUUGGGUCGCUGUGCCCCUGAGAUGCACUUGAUCCAAGCAGGUAAAGGUGAAGCUUUGAGAAUCAGAGCCAUCUUGAGGUCAUUGGUGCCCAUUGAAGAUCUAGUGGGAGUCAUCAGCUUACCUGUUCAGAUUCCCACAUUUGGCAAAGAUGGGCAGAUAGUUGAGCCAAAAAUGUCAGCGAGUUUCGUGCCAGACCACAAAGCCUCCAUGGUGCUUUUCUUGGACAGAGUGUACGGCAUUGAUAACCAGGACUUCCUGUUACAUGUGCUGGAAGUGGGCUUUCUGCCCGAUAUGAGAGCUGGAGCCUCUCUGGAUACGGCGGCAUUUAGCACCACAGAGAUGGCACUGGCUCUGAACCGUUACCUGUGCUCUGCUGUGCUGCCUCUGCUCACUAAGUGUGCCCCACUGUUUGCUGGCACAGACCACCGUGCCAUUAUGAUCGACUCUAUGCUGCACACUAUCUAUAGGCUGUCCCGUGGCCGUGCUCUUACCAAAGCUCAGAGAGACGUAAUUGAGGACUGCCUCAUGUCACUUGUCAAGUAUUUGCGGCCAUCUAUGUUGCAGCAUCUGUUGAGGAGGCUAGUAUUUGAUGUGCCAAUCCUAAACGAGUAUGCCAAGAUGCCUCUCAAGUUGCUGACCAAUCACUAUGAGCGCUGCUGGAAGUAUUAUUGUCUACCUAAUGGAUGGGCCAACUUUGGAAUCACAUCAGAAGAGGAGCUGCAUCUCUCUCGGAAACUCUUCUGGGGCAUCUUUGAGUCCCUCGCACACAAGAAAUUUGAUGCAGAGUUGUUUAAGAUCGCCAUGCCCUGUAUCUGUGCCAUUGCGGGUGCCAUCCCUCCAGACUACGUUGAUGCCAGCUAUUCAUCCAUGACUGAGAAAAAAGCAUCUGUUGAUGCUGAGGGCAACUUUGAUCCCAAGCCAGUGGAGACAACCAACACAAUCAUCCCUGAGAGGCUGGAUGCCUUCAUAAACAAAUAUGCUGAGCACACACAUGAUAAAUGGGCCUUUGAGAAGAUCCAAAACAACUGGACAUAUGGAGAGGUUCUAGAUGAGAAUGCCAAAACCCAUCCCAUGCUGCGACCAUACAAGACUUUCUCAGAGAAGGAUAAGGAGAUCUAUCGCUGGCCCUUUAAAGAGUCCAUCAAGGCUAUGCUGGCAUGGGAAUGGACUCUUGAGAAAUCCAGAGAUGGAGAAACUGAGAAAACAGAGGCCACUAGGAAGAUCUCUCAGACUGCUCAGGCCACCUAUGACCCAAGCCAGGGAUACUCUCCCCAGCCAGUAGACCUAACAAGCAUGGCCUUGUCCAGAGAGCUACAGUCCAUGGCAGAGCAGCUCGCUGAAAAUUACCACAACACAUGGGGCCGCAAGAAGAAGAUGGAACUGCAAGCCAAGGGUGGUGGCACCCACCCUUUGCUGGUACCAUACGAUACGUUGACGGCCAAGGAGAAGGCAAGGGACAGAGAGAAAGCACAAGACCUGCUCAAAUUCCUCCAGUUCAAUGGAUAUGCUGUCACCAGAGGUUUGAAGGACAUGGAGCAGGAAAUUUCCUCCAUUGAGAAGCGCUUUGCUUACGGGUUCCUACAGAAGCUGUUGAAGUGGAUGGAGAUUUCACAGGAGUUUAUUGCUCAUCUUGAGGCCGUUGUGAGCAGUGGAAGAGUUGAGAAAUCUCCUCAUGAACAGGAGAUUAAAUUCUUUGCCAAGAUUCUGCUUCCAUUGAUAAACCAAUACUUUAAGAAUCACUGCCUGUAUUUCCUGUCCACACCAGCUAAAGUCCUAGGCAGUGGUGGCCACGCCUCCAACAAGGAGAAAGAGAUGAUUGCUAGUAUCUUCUGUAAGUUGGCUGGUCUAGUGAGACACAGGGUUUCCCUCUUUGGCACUGAUGCCUCAGCAGUGGUCAACUGUCUUCAUAUCUUUUCCCGCUCGCUGGAUGCCAGGACCGUGAUGAAAUCUGGCCCAGAGAUUGUGAAGGCUGGUCUGCGCUCUUUCUUUGAGAGCGCUGCCGAUGAUAUUGAGAAGAUGGUUGAGAACCUCAAAUUGGGGAAGGUGUCCACAAAAAACCAGGUGAAAGGUGUAUCUCAGAAUAUAAACUACACCACCAAAGCUCUGCUGCCAGUGCUCACCUCUCUGUUUGACCACAUUGCACAGCACCAAUUUGGAGAUGAUGUCAUCUUGGAUGAUCUGCAGAUAUCCUGUUACCGUAUCAUGUGCAGCAUCUACUCCCUGGGCACUGUAAAGACCCCUCAUGCCGAGAACCAAAGACCUGCUUUAGGAGAGUGUCUGGCUCAUCUGGCUGCUGCCAUGCCUGUUGCCUUCCUGGAGCCCAAUCUCAAUGAAUUCAACACCUACUCUGUGUACACAACCAAAACCGCUCGAGAGAGAACAAUCCUGGGUCUGCCCAGUCAAGUACAGGAGCUUUGUCUAGACAUCCCUGAGCUCGAUGUGUUGAUGAAGGAUAUCGGGCAUCUGGCAGAAUCUGGGGCCCGUUACACAGAGAUGCCACAUGUGAUUGAGAUCACCCUGCCCAUGCUGUGUAACUAUCUGCCUCGCUGGUGGGAGAGGGGACAAGAGAACUUCCCAGAGCAGGAGGGUCAACUUUGCACUGAUGUCACCUCUGAGCAACUUAAUCAAUUGCUGGGCAGCAUCAUGAAGAUCGUUGUCAAUAACCUGGGCAUUGAUGAAGCUUCCUGGAUGAAGAGACUGGCAGUGUUUGCUCAGCCCAUCGUGAGCAGAGCGAAACCGGAGAUGCUGAAGUCCCACUUCAUCCCCACCAUGGAGAAGCUUAAGAAGCGCAGUGGAAAGGUGGUGGCUGAGGAGGAACAGCUGCGUAUGGAAGGGAAGACGGAGGUAGACAGCGAGGAGGGAACCAUUCGCGAUGAAUUUGCUGUGCUCUGCAGGGAUCUGUAUGCUCUUUACCCACUGCUCAUCAGAUAUGUGGACAACAACAGGGCGAGAUGGUUGACGUGUCCUGACCCUGAUGCUGAGGACCUCUUCAGGAUGGUUGGAGAGGUCUUCAUUUUCUGGUCUAAAUCUCAAAACUUCAAGCGUGAGGAGCAGAACUUUGUGGUGAUGAAUGAGAUUAACAACAUGUCCUUCCUCACUGCUGACAGUAAAAGCAAGAUGAGCAAGGCCGGGGACGCAGAGGGUGGAGGCUCAGAUGUUGAGCGGACCAAGAAGAAGCGGCGUGGGGACCGUUACUCCGUGCAGACAUCAUUGAUUGUAGCAGCCCUGAAGAAACUGCUCCCCAUUGGCCUCAACAUGUGCUCUCCUGCAGACCAAGAGCUCAUAAACAUGGCCAAGAUCCGCUAUUCCCUGAAAGACACAGAUGAGGAAGUAAGGGAGUUUCUGCAGAAUAACCUUCAUCUGCAGGGCAAAGUGGAGGACCCUUCCAUGCGCUGGCAGAUGGCUCUGUAUAAAGAGACCUCAGGUAAAGCUGAAGAUGCUGAUGCACCAGAUAAAGUUGUGAAGAGAGUCCAGGAAGUUUCUGCUGUUCUCUACCACCUUGAGCUUACUGAGCACCCAUACAAGUCUAAGAAGAUGGUUUGGCACAAGCUUCUGUCCAAACAGCGUCGUAGGGCGGUGGUGGCCUGCUUCAGAAUGACACCACUGUACAACAUCCCUAGGCACCGGGCAUCUAACAUGUUCCUUGAUGGAUACAAGCGCAACUGGAUUGAAAAUGAGGGCUACUCGUUUGAAGACAAAAUGAUAGAUGACUUAUCUAAAGCCAUGGAGCAGGAAGAGGAAGAAGAGGAAGAACCUGAAAAAAAACCGGACCCCCUUCAUCAGCUCAUCCUUCAUUUCAGCCGCACCGCUCUCACCGAGAAAACCAAACUUGAAGUGGAUCAUUUGUACAUGUCAUAUGCUGAUAUUAUGGCAAAAAGCUGCCACAUUGGUGAGGAGGACGAAGGGGGAGAGGAGGGGGGUGACGAGUCAUCCUUUGAGGUGCGACAGACAGAGAUGGAGAAGGAGGUGGAAAAACAGAGGCUUCUUUACCAACAGUCACGCCUACAUGAUCGUGGAGCAGCUGAAAUGGUGCUACAGAUGAUCAGUGCCUGCAAAGGUGAAACAGGAGCCAUGGUGUCCUCUACUCUCAAACUUGGCAUCUCCAUCCUCAAUGGUGGCAAUUGUGAUGUUCAACAGAGAAUGUUAGACUACUUGAAGGACAAGAAAGAUGUCGGCUUCUUUUUGAGCUUACAGGCCCUUAUGCAAACCUGCAGUGUUUUGGACCUGAAUGCAUUUGAGAGGCAGAAUAAGGCUGAGGGGCUUGGAAUGGUGUCUGAGGAGGGCUCGAAGGAGAAAGUGAUGGCGGAUGAUGAAUUCACUUGCGACAUCUUCCGCUUCCUGCAACUGCUCUGUGAAGGCCACAACAACGACUUCCAGAACUAUCUGCGAACACAGACAGGUAGUACAACCACAAUCAACAUCAUCAUCUGCACUGUUGACUAUCUGCUCAGACUGCAGGAGUCUAUCAGUGACUUCUACUGGUAUUACUCUGGGAAGGAUAUUAUUGAUGAACCAGGCAAGAGGAACUUCUCUAAGGCAAUGACAGUUGCUAAACAGGUCUUCAACAGCCUUACAGAGUAUAUUCAGGGUCCUUGCACUGGUAAUCAGCAGUCUCUGGCUCACAGCAGAUUGUGGGAUGCCGUGGUGGGCUUCUUACACGUGUUUGCACACAUGAUGAUGAAGCUAGCACAGAUCCCUGACCCAGGACUCCGAAAUGGCGAUCAUUUCUGGAGUAGAACACACUCCGAGGAUUCCAGUCAAAUUGGUCUGUUGAAGGAGCUCCUGGAUCUACAGAAGGACAUGGUGGUCAUGCUUCUUUCUCUACUGGAGGGCAACAUUGUGAAUGGCACAAUCGCUCGCCAGAUGGUUGACAUGCUGGUUGAGUCAUCUAGCAAUGUGGAGAUGAUUCUCAAGUUCUUCGACAUGUUCCUCAAACUGAAGGAUAUUGUGGCAUCAGAUGCCUUCCGUGACUAUGUGACGGACCCUCGUGGCCUCAUCUCCAAGAAGGACUUCUCCAAGGCUAUGGACAGUCAGAAGCAGUACACACCAUCUGAGAUUCAGUUCCUGCUGUCCUGCUCCGAGGCAGACGAGAAUGAGAUGAUAAAUUUUGAGGAGUAUGCUGAUCGCUUCCAAGAGCCAGCAAAAGACAUCGGCUUUAACAUUGCUGUGCUGCUCACCAACCUCUCUGAGCAUGUUCCACAUGACACUCGCCUGCAGAACUUCUUGGAGCAAGCUGAGAGUGUGCUGAACUAUUUCCGCCCCUUCCUGGGCCGUAUCGAAAUCAUGGGCGCCAGCAAGAGGAUUGAGCGCAUCUACUUUGAGAUCAGCGAGGCCAAUCGCAACCAGUGGGAGAUGCCUCAGGUCAGAGAGUCAAAGCGGCAGUUCAUCUUUGAUGUGGUCAACGAAGGUGGGGAAUCUGAGAAGAUGGAGCUCUUUGUGAACUUCUGCGAGGACACCAUCUUUGAGAUGAACAUUGCCUCACAGAUCUCCGAGCAGGAAGAGGAGGUUGUGGAAGACGAGGAUGAGGAAGAAGAGGAGAGCGGUGGUGUAGGAAACAGAGAAGGAGAAGGAGAGGAAGGCAAUGGAGAAGAAGCACCACCUCAAUCCAGCUCAGCAUUUGCUGAUUUCAUCAAGAGCAUAGUGAAAUUCCUAAACCUGUUCACUUUCCAUAAUCUCAGGCGCCGUUACCGCAAAAUCAGGAAGAUGACCAUAAAGGAUAUGAUUGUUGGCUUGGUGAUGUUCCUCUAUACGGUCCUCUUUGGCAUUUUACAUUUCAUCUACAGUGUGUGCAAAGGCUUCUUCUUGCUCAUCUGGAACACACUCUUUGGAGGUGGUCUGGUGGAGGGAGCAAAGAAAAUGACGUUGACAGAGAUUUUGACUAACAUGCCCGACCCAACUCAGGAUGAGGUGCACGGUGACCUGCCCCCUGAGCCUGGAGCAAGAAAUGUUCAAGAAUCGGGUGGAACUGGGGAGGGCGAGGAGGGAGCAGGUGGAGGAGAGGAAGAAGAAGAAGAUGGAGAAGAGGCUGAUGGAGGAAGGCCUGGGUUUGGUCCGCAUGGUGGACUCGGAGACAUGGGAGAGACUGAGCCAGAGGAGCCGCCAACUCCAGAAGGCAGCCCACUACUGAAGAGGAAACUGUUGAGUGAAGGAGGAGAAGGAGAGCUGGUAGAGGAGGAGAAAGUAGAGGAAGAAGCAGCCCCAGAAACAGAAAAAGCAGAUGCUGAAAAUGGAGAGAAGGCUAGGAAGGAGGCAGAGGCCAAGCCAGAGGAACAACAAGAUGAGCAAGAGGAGAAAAAGACAAAGGCUAAAGCAAAGAAAGGCAAGAAAGAGGCAGAAAAGGGCUUUGAACUCUGGAAUGAACUUGAAGUCCAAAGAAUCAAAUUCAUGAAUUAUUUGUCUCGCAAUUUCUACAACCUGCGCUUCCUGGCUCUGUUUAUUGCAUUUGCCCUGAACUUCAUUCUACUCUUCUACAAGGUGUCUGACAGCCCCCCUGGUGAGGAGGAGCUUGAGGGAUCAGCUAUGUUUGAGGGCUCUGGUGUAUUCGAGGGCUCUGAUGUAUUUGAAGGCUCAGGUGUUUUUGAGGGCUCUGGUGGAGAGGCUGAAGGUUCCGGAAUGGAGGAGAAUGGAGAGGAAGAUGAUGAAGAAGGUUUUGUCUAUUACUUUCUGGAAGAGAGCACUGGAUAUAUGCAGCCUGCCAUGGCCUUCUUUUCAAUUUUACACACCAUUAUUUCCUUUCUGUGUAUCAUCGGCUACAAUUGUCUGAAGGUUCCUUUGGUCAUCUUCAAGAGAGAGAAGGAGCUGGCCCGUAAACUGGAGUUUGAUGGUCUGUAUGUAACUGAGCAGCCAGAGGAUGAUGACAUCAAGGGCCAAUGGGACAGACUGGUCCUCAAUACACCGAGUUUCCCCAACAACUACUGGGACAAAUUUGUGAAGAGAAAGGUGCUGGAGAAGUAUGGUGACAUCUACGGUAGAGAGAGAAUCGCUGAACUGCUGGGAAUGGACCUAGCCGCUCUAGACGUCAGCGCUAUGACACACGAGAAGAAAGCUCAGCCUGAUUCCUCAAUGUUUACUUGGUUGACGUCUAUUGAUAUCAAGUACCACAUCUGGAAAUUUGGUGUUGUGUUCACUGAUAAUACCUUCCUGUACCUGGUUUGGUAUACGGUUAUGUCACUGCUUGGUCACUACAAUAACUUCUUCUUUGCCUGUCAUCUGCUGGACAUCGCAAUGGGUGUCAAAACCCUGCGCACCAUCCUGUCCUCUGUAACCCACAAUGGCAAGCAGCUGAUGAUGACUGUUGGUUUGCUGGCUGUGGUGGUCUACCUCUACACCGUAGUGGCCUUCAACUUCUUCCGAAAGUUCUACAACAUGAGUGAGGAUGAAGGUGAACCGGAUAUGAAGUGUGACGACAUGAUGACUUGUUAUCUAUUCCAUAUGUAUGUGGGUGUGAGGGCCGGUGGUGGUAUAGGAGAUGAGAUCGAAGAUCCGGCUGGUGACGAGUAUGAGCUUUAUCGUGUGGUUUUUGAUAUCACCUUCUUCUUUUUUGUCAUCGUCAUCCUGCUGGCCAUCAUUCAGGGUCUGAUCAUUGAUGCCUUUGGUGAGCUGAGAGAUCAGCAGGAGCAGGUCCGAGAAGACAUGGAGACUAAGUGCUUCAUCUGUGGAAUUGGAAGUGACUACUUUGACUCGACUCCGCAUGGCUUUGAAACGCAUACGUUGGAGGAGCACAAUUUAGCCAAUUACAUGUUCUUCCUGAUGUAUUUAAUCAACAAAGAUGAAACCGAGCACACAGGACAGGAGUCAUAUGUAUGGAAAAUGUACCAGGAACGAUGCUGGGACUUCUUCCCGGCUGGUGACUGUUUCAGGAAGCAAUAUGAGGAUCAACUUGGCUAAUUCCACAUUCUGGAAAGUGUGUGUGUUUGUGUGUCUGAAAAUAACUUCAGCUACGCUGGUCAGAGAGAAAAUUUAGAAAAAUAGCCAAAAGAAGGGAACAAGAGAUAAAUGACCGACUGUAGCCUUGAUUCUGUUCUCUCGACCCUCAUCAUAAGCCAACACAUCACACUGACCACACAAACUCCUUCAUAAUACUUAAACCCUUUCAAUUUCCCCUUGUGUUUAACUAAAUGAGAGAAAAAUGAUCAAACAUUGUGUUUCAGAGAUAAGGAAGAAAGUAUUUUAUACACUACAUGGCCUUUACUUCUCCAUAAAAGAAGCUAAAAUGAACUAACACCCCUAAAAAAGCCUUCUUUUCCUCUCUCUGUUUUGUCUAUCUGUCACUUUGAAUCAUAAAAGUAUCACAGUGCCUAAUAUCAAUCUACUACUACAGUGAGAAUUUAAGUAUGAUGAUUUUAUUGAUCGUCUGUACCUAUCUUUUUAUGUGUUGAGCACUAGCUGUCUAGAACCUUUAAUUUAGCCUAUAAAGUAUAGCUUGGUUUUAUGUCUAUAUUUAUUUAUUUAUUUAUGUAUACCACAGAAAUAUAUCAAAUGAGUUGUAGCAUCAUGCUAUUAAGUAUUAAGCCAGGCUUUUUACCUGGGACCUCGUGCGAAUGUGAGAAUGCGUGCAACAAACAUAUACUGAUCACCAACAACAUUAGAACCACCUGUUUAAUAUUGUGUAGGUCCCCCUUGUGCCACCAAAACAGCGCCAACCCGCAUCUCAGAAUAGCAUUCUGAGAUGCUAUUCUUCUCAUCACAAUUGUUCAGAGCUAAUUGUAUCUGAGUUACCGUUCUGGCCAUUCUCUGUUAACUUCCCUCAUCAACAAGGCAUUUUUAUCCACAGAACUGCCACUCACUUGAAGUUUUUUGUUUUUGGCACCAUUCAGAGUAAUUCUAGAGACUUUUGUAUGUGAAAAUCCCAGUUUAGCAGUUACAGAAAUAGUCAAACCAGCCCAUCUGGCACCAACAAUCAUCCAUGCAAUUAUCUAAUUAGCCAAUCAUGUUGCAGCAGUGCAGUGCAUAAAACCAUACAGAUACGGGUCAGGAGCUUCAGUUAAUUUUCACAUCAACCAUCAGAAUGGGGAAAACAUUUGAUCUCCGUGAUUUGGAGCGUGGCAUGAUUGUUGUUGCCAGACAGGCUGGUUUGAGUGUUUCUGUAACUGCUGAUCUCCUGGGAUUUUCACACACAUAAGUCUCUAAAAUUUACUCUGAAUGGUGCUAAAAACAAAAAACAUCCAGUGAGGGGCAGUUCUGCAGACAGAAACACCUUGUUGAUAAUAGAGUUCAACAGAGAAUGGCCAUAAUGGUUUGAACUGACAAAGUCUACGCUAACUCAGUCAACCACUCUGUACAAUUGUGGUGAGAUGCAAGUUGGCGCUGUUUUGGCAGCAUGAGGGGGACCUACAUAAUAUUAGUCAGGUGGUUUUAAUGUUGAGGCUGAACGGUGUAUCUUAAUACUAUUUUAUUCUUGAGAGGAAAGUAUUACAGUCCCAAAAAUUCUUUCCCCCUCUGUUUUGGGUUUCAGAAAAUUCAAAAACAACUUUUGCAACUGUCUUAGGUAUGUUCUUGUCUUGUGAGCAAUUUUAACUUUUAAAACAUGUUAAGCCACCUGUUUUGCACUCUAUAGUCUUAUAGUGGGACACUCUAUCCAUGCCAAGCAUACACUUGGUGUCCUGCUACACAAUGCUGUAUUAGAAAUAUAGAGGUGGGGAUAGUUUGUGGGUCGUUCGUUUUAUUCAAAUAUUCCUCUCAAGAUAUACCAGACAAUGACUUCUUACUCUGAUUAUGGGAAAGAAACACUAUCAUAUCUAUAUGCACAGGUGUUUCAGUAUUACCAGUGCAGUUCAAAUGUGUGUGCAGAAAGCAAUAGAUCUAUACUGUCAUUUAAGACCUUGACAUGAAUGAUUCUGUUCAUACUGCAACUUAUUAACUUAAAUACAUAGAUUAUAUAUUUUUUGUUGAAGCUAUAAAUAAUUAAUUGGAUGCUCUUGAGUAUUUCUUAUGUACCUUUUUGGGCAAAAAUUAGAAAUGUUGGGUGCAAACUAGAUUGUUAACAUGUAGAAUUAACAAAGACAAUGUGUUUUGCCAUUAGAUUUUUAUUGUUUUCUUUUUGGCAAAUCUUUUUCUGUCAAAUAUAGAUGAAGUAUGUAGAUGUAGGUCUCUGAUAUUUGUGCAUCAAAAGUCUCAGAGCGACCGAAACUUGAGCAAAUAAACUAAUGCGUAAUAUUUCACCUUGUGUUCUGCGGACAUGUUUUAACAGCACAUUAAGAGUGUGUGUUGAGGUCUUUUGGUGUGUUUUGCUCUGAAAGCUCACAGAGGGAAGAAAUCCAUCAUCAUCUUUACAUCUAUCUGUGUAUCAGACUGAAUCCGGUUUCAGUGCACAUUAAACAGAUUACAAUAUUUUAAGAGCACCUCUGUCUGAACUCUGUUCUUUAGCCAUGAAAGCUCAUAAAAGUUACUUUGUGUCUUAGCUUUGUAUCCUUGUUGUUUGCUGUAGUUUCUGUGAGAGCCUAUGAAUGUUCUUAUGUGCAGUUCUGCACCAUAGCAAUUCAGACCAGCUAGUCAGUGUAUUAAUAAGUUAAGAAGUCUAUUAAUUGAAAUAAUAAUAUUAGACAUUUCAUAAUGUUCCAUCCCUCUAGUAUUUCGGUUGCUGAUAACCACGAAUGGAAGGAGUGGGAAAAAAGUACAGGCUCUAUUUUUAGGGGUGUUGUCUCCUAUUGUUAUAGCUAUGCCACAGUUUCAUGAUGAAACACUUACAUAACUAGCUGACUUGACAUGAGGACAAUUAAAGAAUUAAAAUAAAAAGUUAUCUGGACUGUUUCUCAGACCUUCCCAAAAGGCUUGUAAAAAAUCCCUGAAAAUAAAUGGUUGUACGUGUUGCUGCUUGUUACCAGUUUGCUCUCACUCUGUAUCUCCGGGAGGUUCAUGGGAGGAUCUUAAAGGUCUUUGUAAACUGGUGGCAUUCAUUAUAUUUCUUCUACCAGUUCACACCCUUUUCUUAGGUGGACAUCCUGGAGAUUGUGGCAGACAUUCAGCUCUCCUGUACAUCCACUUCUGAUGAAGCUCUUCUUAAAUCGACAGAGAGAGAGAGAGAUGUAGUUUCACCUGCUUUGCAAACACUUUAAAUAUCAUCUCUGUUUGAAUCUUAAUUGUGAAAUGUAAAUAAAUAUUAACAACAAUUUGUUAUUAAUAUCAAAAGUACGUACAUUACAAAAAUAAUGAAUGGCCUUCAAGUACAUACCAUUAUGUUAAUCUAAAUUUCAUGCACAAUUAUUAUUUUUUUUCUUCCUUUUUGCAUUUUAGCUUUUAGAGGAUGACCAAAAUUAUCUUUUGAAACAAAACUACUGUUUUUCUUUUUAUCCCCUUUUCUACCAAUUUGGAAUGCCCAAUUCCCAUUACUUUGUAGGUCCUCGUGGCACGGUUACUCACCUCAAUCUGGUGGUGGAGAACAAGUCUCAGUUGCCUCCGUUUCUGAGACCGUCAAUCCACGCAUUUUAUCAUGUGACUCGUUGUGCAUGACACUGCGGAGACUCUCAGCAUGUGGAGGCUCAUGCUACUCUCCACGAUCCACGCACAACUUACCAAGCACCCCAUUGAAAGCGAGAACCACUAAUAGUGAUCACGAGGAGGUUAUCCCAUGUGACUCUACCCUCCCUAGCAACCGGGCCAAUUUGGUUGCUUAGGAGACCUGGCUGGACUCCAGGGGUGGUAGUCAGCGUCAAUACUCACUGAGUUACCCAGGCCCCCAAAACAGCUGUUAUUACAAAACUGGAAGGAAACUAAAUAAUAAUAAUAAAAAUGUCAUUUGACUGAAAUAUGUAAGGUAAGACACUAAUACACUAAGUAAUAUCCUUAACUUUAUAAUUAAAACUAAAUGUCACUAACUGUUUUAGACUUUAAUUUUAAUUUUAGACUUUCAUUUUUAAAUAUGUUUUCUCAAUUAUUCUUAAAACUAACUGGAUUAAUGAGGUGAUGAUACAUUUGUUUGUAUGACUUGGAUCUUCCCUGCUGAGACACUGUGAUUGACCUGUUUCACCAUCCAUUUAAUAUGUUAAUGCACGUUUGACAUCGAUAUACAGUAUGUCUGUAUUUGUUGAGUAACUUUGGAUAUUUCUAAUGAAACAUAAUGUACAUUACCUGAUGCAUAAGGAAACUGUCUCUAAAGUUCUAGUGAGUCAUCAUCUCCAUGUCAUCCUUGCUUUUGUGACCUGUGAGAAUUUGUUCGUCAUAGAUUUUCCACAUUAGUUUUCACAUCAUAGAACAAAAAUCUCUUUUAUUUGAUUUAGCUUCUGAUUUUGUAUCAUCCUUGCAGUAUAGGGAAGAUGGGGAUUAAACACGCAUGAUACAACAAGCCCUAAGAGUUCAUUAAUAACAUAAAUAUGUCACCACCUCUGUUCAAUACAAAUUCAACUCAAUCGUGGGGCAAAAAAUACAAAUACAAAAAAGUAUUCCGAAAAUCUGGGUUAUAGUGAGGCAUUUAGAAUGGAAGUGAAUGGAAUCAUUUAAAAAAAAUCUGUUUAAAUUUAUAUCCAAUUUUACAGUGUUGUUGACAUAAUUUAAACAACAUUACAGCUCAAAUGAGAAUAGAUAAUUGAAAACAUUUAUGUUUUUUGGAUUAACAUUUUUUUUUAUUGAUUCAUACAUUAACAAAUAAAAGCAAGAACCCCCCUCCCAAUCCCCAACCCCACCCAAAAGAACACCCCAGUGGUUCCACAUGAUUAUAGACACACAAAAACAAAUAUUAAAUAAAUAAAAUAUAAUAAUCACACACAUAACAUCUACACCUCUCUCUCUCUCCAUUGUCCCUCCCCGAGAGCCCUCCAAAAAUGCCAGAUAUUUGCCCCACUUUCCCAUAAACAAAUCCAAAUUAUCCAAUCCUCUAAAUACCCCUUCUUCAAAAGCUGCCACCCUCACCAUCUCCACACACCACCCCAGAAAUGAUGGUGCUGCGUCCGUCCGAUGAUUGUCUGCCAAUCAUGACACUUGUCAGAAUCCAAUUUUCUAUAAAUUUGUCUGAUGAAAAAGUAAAACUUGAGUCACACAAAUAUCUUGAACCCUCUCCCAAAAAUCUUGAAUCUUAACACACACCCAAAAGACAUGAAUUGUGUCUCCAACUUCUGACUGGCAAAGCGGGUGUGUCUUUUAAGACCAAGCCUAUGUAGUUUGGGUCCAGUAAAAUCAUAUAAAAUCUUGUCCCUCCUCCAAAAACUAAUUUAAAUAUUCCUCCCAUAAUCUUUUGAGAGAAUUUAGAGCUCCAUCUCCCAGACUCUGAUAUAGCAGGGAGUAAUACACUGAUGCCUCAUAACCCUUCCCAAAAGCAGCAAUCACCACUCCCAGAGUAUCUGCCGCACUAGGGGGGGUGCAUGCUACUCCCAAAAACAGUGCAGAGUAGGUGGCGCAGCUGUAAAUACUUAUAAAUUAGAGAUCUGGGAAUCCCAAAAUGGUGAACCAAAUUUUCCACUCUCAUAUAGGUCACGAGUGUAUUAACCCCCUUCACAAUCCAAUCUGAACAACAGAAAGGGGACUUAUUUAUGUUAGUACUAUUAUAAAAUUAUAGGCCUAAGCUUCAAAUUCCUGCUUUUAAACCCAACAAAAAAUGACCCCAUUUACUUCCAUUUUAAAAGCUUCAAUACUGUAUAACCUUGAUUUGUGUCCUUUGAGCAUAACUUGUAUUGAAUCCGGAAUAUUCCUUUCAUGAAUCAGUUUAGUAAACUUUUCUCUUGCAAAACAUACGAUUGCCUGAUACGGGUCAAAGUUACAUACAAUUUUGUUUGAGAACAGGUAUUUAAUCUCCAAGUCAUUGUUAACUCUCUGUGUUUUCAUUUCAAAUGUUUUUAGAAAUUAGACUGUUUGCUGAAAGUGACAAGUGUUUGAUUCCCCACUAACAAAACACUUUUAUUGAUGUGCCCCGAUUUUUUCACUGAGCAUCAGGGUUUAUAUGUCAGACAAUGAGGAAUGUACAAAGGCUUGUCAUAAUUGUGGUCUGUGCACCUCACAGCAAGUGACAGCUGUUAUUCACUUUUCACUUCCUGUUUCUCAGUGGGUUUUGUGUUACAAUCUUACAGCAGUAUAGCAAAGCUUACCAAAGAAAUCGUACAUAAGUUUUUAUUAGAUUAAAUUAGAAUUUUGCAAAAAGUUUAUAUUUAAAAAAAAUGCAAUCUAUUUUCAAGUGUACUUCACAUCUUUAUAAAUGUUACAGAAUGAUUUUCUUGCUCCUUUGUGGCCUAUAUUAAAUAACUUGUGCAACUGUGGUAAAUGUGGUCUUGAGAGAGCCCUGUGGUCAAACUCUCUGUCGAGUCAUAAACUAGACUUUACUGUAAAAGUUAGUUGAUACCUGUGUUAUUUUGUAGUUGAAAAACAGCACUUUUCACCUGUUGUAUUAUGUCUGUCUAUGUAGAUUAUAUGUGUGCAGAGCAGUGCAGUGUUUACAAAGACUGUUCAGUUUCUAACAGUUCUUCACAUUGUAAACGUCGUACUUUCACUCCUAAAACACUGGAGGGAGACAAAUAUGCCGAUUUUUUUUUAUGUAUUUAUUUAUUUUGCACACCUGGAUUGCGAGUAACAAAAGUCAAUAAAACAAUAUAAAGUUGUUCUAGUUAUACACGUCAGUCCUAAUCCCAGGCCUAAAAAUAUAUAGCCUAUGUUUAUAACAUGCAGUAAAACAUUAUCUUAUAGAAUCGAAUGACAAAGCUAGUUAAACAUUUCCAACACAUUUUAUGGCAUUUUAUGACAAGUGUUGGAUUUGGAUUGAAAAGUCCCUUAUUAAUCUUUACAACCUUUGUGUUUAUUAAAAAAAGAAGCCAUGUGUGUAAUUAUGCUUGGGUGAGUCACGUUUAAUGCACUUUGCUUUGUUUGUCUGUUUGUUUCUAACCUACUAGCUUACUUUUAUGAACAUUGGUCUAUGGGUAUUUUGCCUAACAUGCAAAAGGUUUUCUAUUGGGUUAGUGUGAAUCGUAUUCCCUUGUAAAUACUUGUAUAAUUUUAAAACAAUAGAAGUCUCUGGUUUGUCACAGUCUGUGUGUUACAGGAAUUACGAGAUGUUUAACUUUGAGUUAAUGAGUUAAUUUUUAUUAAAAUAAACACAUUUCAAGUAUUUUCUUUCCUUAUAUGAAAGUCACAUUAAAACUGACUUGGAAACUUUUAUUCCAGGCCUCCAUAAUUUUUUGGGGUACUUUUCAAAUGCAUUAUAUAUAGUUUUUAUUGUUUUUGAAAUGUCUCCUACCCAGACUUUUAAUUUUAAACUGUGAAAUUACACUAUGAAAAUACACGUUAUUACAUGUUUAAAACUAUGAAAAUCUAAACAAAGAGUGAAAUAAUGAUAAACAAUAGGCUAUAGCGGGAAAGUGAUUUCUAUCAAUAUUAGCAAAAACUACAAUUGUCAUGGCAUAAUUUCCACUACAUCAAACAAUAUUGUCAAUUGUAAAAAAUGAAAAAUUCUCCAAAAGUUAGGCCUAGUGUUGGCUUGCUUGUUAAAGUGUCAGUGAAAAGCAUGCUAAACAUGAAUAUCUCUUUAUGUUAUAGGGUGCCAUUUCCAAUCAAGCUGCAAUUUUGCCAAAUAAUGCAAAAAGUACGAAACUAUUAUUUCAUUGUGUAGAUAAUCUGUUUUUCUGGAACGCGGAAGUGUUGAAGCCGGCAUUUCCAUUAUCCAGUGUUUUCAGUGUAUGUUUUUAGCAGAUAAUGUGAGGUUUAGCAUAUUACACUUGUAGAUAAAUGCCAAAUAAAAAGCACGUGAUACAUUUGACUGUGCCUCUCCUGUCAAUGUUUAUGUAGUGGGUAGUUGGCAUGAAGUUCUGGCCCACGAAAGUUUCAACUACUUUGAGUUGUUAUGAAAGCCAACAACUGCACAAGUUGAGCCUGAACUUAAUUUUACUCUAACUAAUACUUGACCUGGCUGCUGUCCAUCUGGAUAGCUCGUUUUGUUAGUUUUUACAUUGCUUGGAGAAAAAAGUCCAGCGGAAACAAAGUUUUCUUCAAUGCAAGACAGUCCACUCUGUGUUGGCGGCCAUCUUUGGAAUGCUACCAGGCAGCAAUUUUCUGGGGAUACAAGCAGCAUUAAAAUAUAGCUUCUAUCUGCUUGAAUGGGGUAGACCGAUAUCAAACAUAUUUCAAACCAGCAGUAAAAUCUAACAACAAUGGUAUCAUAAAUUGUGCUUCUUUGUCUUAGAUCAAGCUUAAAACAACAAUUUUUCAGGCUGGUUCAGCUAAUGCGCAUGUGCGUUCUCGAGUUGACUGACUAGACUAGCAAUGUCUGUAUCUAAAAGGCGAUUAGCUCUUUUACCUGUAAAGGGGCAGUCACACUAGCCUUUGAACAUGUAAAAAAAACUAAUUUUAGAAGCAAAAGACCAGGAUAUGAUGUCACAUGGAGGGUUUCUGGUUUAGUAACACACAACUUUCAAUUAUGUAUCCUUUGAACUGUGGUUCAAAGAGGUCAGUGCAUGACGUUUCAAUGUUCUUUUGGUCAGGCAUCCUCUCGUCUUACAGAUUCGCAAU